AUGGUGGAAGUAUUACGAAGGACAGAAGAGGUUGCAUAUAAAAAGUUUGAAGAAAACAAUGGUCCGAAAUGCUCAUUUACAACCGAGCAUAACGAGUAUAUAAAAGAGCAGCUUGAUAAUGACCCCCAGUUGUAUUCAGACGACAUAAUAAAUAGUUUGACUAAGCGAUUUGAAGUCUUUACUAUAUCAAAGUCGCAACUUAAUAACCACUUACGAAACAUAAUGCUCAUCACUGUGAAAAAACCGAUGUUUGAACCUGAAAUCAGAAACCCAGUGGGAAACCUACAGACGAGAUUCGAGUGGUUUAUGGAAUGGAAAGAUUCUGAUCUGGAUUUUAUUUUCAUUGAUGAAGCCGGGUUUCAUAUUAAUAUGAGAAAUAAUUGA
Rhizopus microsporus ATCC 52813 is the source of this 384-nucleotide messenger RNA. RefSeq lists its product as uncharacterized. Lineage: Eukaryota; Fungi; Mucoromycota; Mucoromycetes; Mucorales; Rhizopodaceae. The transcript has a single exon. The coding region runs from base 1 to 384 and encodes 127 amino acids. The record is from RefSeq and is a predicted model, not a curated record.